UGUGUAGUGAUCACCAUCGUCAUCCUCGAGACCAGGCGCAGUCGACUUUGACGCUCCGAACAUCACGCUCAUAAAGCACCAAUUUCCCUCCUACGCGCGGAAACAAGUUUGCUGUCUUUUGCCAUAUCCAUCAUGUCGCUGUUUCGUUCCGCCACGCAGACUUUGCGUUCUCCUCUCAUCCAACCUCUGCGCUCCUCCAGUCUAGCCGCUUACAGCUCCACUAGACUAUUCCAUCAAACAGCAUCUCGUUUCGCACUCGCUCCUGCAGAGCGCAAAAAGAUCGAUGAUGCCGUACACGCCCAUCCCGUCGUCGUGUUCAUGAAGGGAACGCCAGAGGUGCCUCAGUGCGGAUUUUCUAGAGCGGUGGUUCAAAUCUUGCAAGUGCAGGGCGUGAAACCUGAAUGCUUGAAGACUUACAAUGUGUUGGAGGACUCUGCAUUGAGAGAAGGUAUCAAAGACUACAGCGCAUGGCCCACCAUCCCUCAACUUUUUGUUGCAGGAGAUUUCCAAGGUGGCGCAGACUUGGCCCUGAGCAUGCACACAUCGGGAGAGUUGGAGGAGGUGCUCACAAAAGCUGGAGCUUUGAUCGAGCCUGCGACGCCACCUGCAGGCACCACAGAGCAGAAGUAAGGCCAGACGAGACUUUGCACGAUGCUGAGCGCACCUUUAUAACGUCUGUGGACAGCCAGUUACGUUGCAUGGCAUCCGUUGCGCGACGUUGCUCUCCGCUCCCACGCAACGACCCAAGAUUACCCAGAUUCAUGCUCGCUCACGCGCAACGCUAAUCGGAAUAUAAGGGAUUGUUCGUUGGC
This is a messenger RNA of Ceraceosorus guamensis, 812 nucleotides long. RefSeq names its product glutaredoxin. The coding region runs from base 133 to 630 and encodes 165 amino acids. The transcript is spliced from 5 exons. The record is from RefSeq and is a predicted model, not a curated record. NCBI's taxonomy places the organism in Eukaryota, Fungi, Basidiomycota, Exobasidiomycetes, Ceraceosorales, Ceraceosoraceae.